CGGUCUUCCUCUGGCCAGUGCCCACCCCACAUCGCCUUUUUUUUUCCAAGCACGAGUCUUCCGAUCGCUUUAUGACGUAUUAAAAUAGUGGCGGAAAUGAAUAAGGUGAGAGGACCAAGAUGGCGACUCCCUAUGUUUCCGAUGAGUCUGGGAAGUACAUUGCAGCAACUCAGCGACCAGACGGUUCCUGGAGGAAACAGAGAAAAGUGAAGGAGGGAUAUGUGCCGCAAGAAGAAGUACCAGUGUAUGAAAAUAAAUAUGUUAAGUUUUUCAAGAGCAAACCUUCUCUGCCUCCUGGUCUAACUGAAGCCGAUGCUACUACAGGCAAACCCCAGCAGUCAAUGCCAGAUAAUGAUACCACCUUGUCCAAAACAGCCAAGAGGAACAUGAAGCGCAAAGAGAAAAGGAAACAGGAGAAAGGGGAGCGUGAUCAGGUGGAAGAAACACUGCAAGAUCUGGAGAAUGUUAACAUUUCACAAACCCCUGUGCAAAAACAUGUGGCAUCAGCACAUAAAAAUGGCUCAGCAAGCAGUGACAACCCUGCAGCAGAAAAGGCCAAGAAAAUAAAGAACCUACGCAAAAAGCUUCGUCAGGUGGAGGAAUUACAACAGAAAAUAGACUGUGGGGAGAUCAAACAGCCAUCCAAAGAGCAGCUCGAAAAACUGUCCAGGAGGAAAGCUUUAGAGGAGGAGAUAGAGGACCUAGAGCUGGACUUAUAAAGCACAAGUUUGGGGAUGGCCUUCAUGUUCUGGAACAGGGACAUUCAACCAGCAGCAAUCCAGCCAUUAGUGAACUACAGUUACCCCCAUCUGUAUUUUAUGAGUUGUAGUUCCAACAACAGCUUAGAGGUGCUGGUUGUUAGUCUUUGUCUUAAAAUGUGGUAUGCCUUUAACCUAGUCUUCUGUCUGUCUUUUUCAUCCUGUUUUAGUGCAGUUUCUUUCAAGAUAGUGUUUUUGUGCUGAAAGACCUCCAUUAUGCCUUACUGCCACCCCAAAUGUAGAUCCUUCUCUCCUUUUUAUAUGAUCUGAAGUUGCCUUUAAAUAUAGUUUCAAGCCGAUUUUAGCCCACUAAAGGUUAAUUCAGUUUCAGAAAAUACAUCUUAAUAAAAGAUGUAUAAAGCCUUCAA
Xenopus laevis (African clawed frog) is the source of this 1126-nucleotide messenger RNA. It is a transcript of the gene pym1.S, whose product is annotated as PYM homolog 1, exon junction complex associated factor S homeolog. Gene Ontology annotation, biological process: exon-exon junction complex disassembly. The coding region runs from base 120 to 719 and encodes 199 amino acids. The record is from RefSeq and is a predicted model, not a curated record. Gene Ontology annotation, cellular component: cytoplasm; exon-exon junction complex. The transcript is spliced from 3 exons. Gene Ontology annotation, molecular function: RNA binding. NCBI's taxonomy places the organism in Eukaryota, Metazoa, Chordata, Amphibia, Anura, Pipidae.